UGGAGAUCUCAUAUGAUUAACAGAUUGAGAGCGAGAGUACUGUUGCUCAGAAUGAUCAUAUUUCAGGAAAUCAGGCUGAAAAGAUGGGUUGAUUCAAAAGUUUAUUAGCUUGCAAGAGGAGAGUAAAGAGUCAAGGAAGAGAAUUAUAAAAAUUGAAAAUGACAUUGAGUGCAUUAGAUUAGGACUGGCCAAACUGCAAAUGGAAUGGGAAUACAGACAGCACCAUUUGUUGACAGAAUGGAGUGACACCAAAGAACAGGUGUAUGAUGAAUGCAGUGAGCAGACAAUGGACAGCAAGGAGGUGGACGAAUCAUUGAGACCCAAGAUGUCAGAAGUGGCAACCCAGCUUCAGCAUGUCACAUGCCGACAGAGGAAAGAUCAUACAAUGAAGAACGGAAUAGAUCAUGCCUGCAGUGAACAGGUUACUGAAACAGAUUUCCCGCCACAGUUUGAUGAAAGUGAUCAAGCUGAGAUGAUGUCAUUUCGAAGUGAGCCCUACAUCAAGCACUAUAUCCCGGCAAUGCCUUUAUGUAGCUUUCCACAUGGGUCCACUUCUCUCCCCCCAUCAUUGAAAAGCAACAGCUCCAUCGUAUCCCUUCCAUACAGAUAUAAGGCUGAUCUCGGAAAUGAUCGACCCCUGAAAGCAUAUGCACCUCGCUCUGUCUUAGAUAUACAGAUUGGACACAGAGUUAAAGUUAUAUUGCCAAGUGGCAAAAUUGGAGCAGGUCUGGUGAAGUAUAUCGGUGGUUUGCCUAUGGUGCCCGAAAUCUGCUUUGGAGUGGAACUGGAUUUUCCUGAAAAUGGUCUACGUAAUGGAGUGUUUGCAGGACACUGUUAUUUUUCCUGCAAGCCCAGUCAAGGAGUUUUCAUUAGCUAUAGCAAAGUGUUGAUGAUUCUCGAAUAGCAAAGAUUCCUUAAAGGGGAAGGUUUUCUGGAUUUUGAGAACUCUAACCUGAAUUUAUGUUAACACCUGAAGCAUCGAUGGAAACUGAGUCACCGUUCAGCUCAAGUACUGAAUCCAGCAAACCAGAUGUACUGUGGGAGAAGAUUCUGAAACACAGCUAAUUCAAUAUUUUGGCUCAUUAUUUUUAAUUUUUUUUCACUAACAGUGAAGGUAUCUGUUUCACAUUCUGUUUUAUUGUGAUCAACAAUAUACUUUCUCCU
Molecule: messenger RNA, 1164 nt
Organism: Rhincodon typus (whale shark)
Lineage: Eukaryota; Metazoa; Chordata; Chondrichthyes; Orectolobiformes; Rhincodontidae
Product: CAP-Gly domain-containing linker protein 4
Exons: 6
Coding region: 200-904 (234 amino acids)
Source: RefSeq, a predicted model, not a curated record